AUGCUUUCCGAAGCAAACGCGGCUAAAGAGCAUGCUUUGACCGAGAUUUCUCAUCUUCGUGCAACCGCCUCUACAUCAUCUCCGAGAUGCAUGGACAUUAACAAAGAGGAGACAACUUCUGAGGCAGGUUCUCUAGUUACUAAUCCGACCACUACCACUUGCUCGAUAACCUCUGCUUCGACAGCCAAUAUGGUCCGGCUCACAAGCCAGUUAAGUGACGAGAUGCGAACUAGGCAGGCGCUAACGUCUCAAUUGGCUAAACUGCGCAACAUUGUAGGGCUUGGCCUGGAUGCUCUCAAAGAAGAGCAGGCAACUAGCGAACGCCUCCGCCAACAAGUUAUUCAGUUAAAGCGUGCUCAGAUUUUGCCUCGAGACCAAUCGGACAAAGGACACCAUGAUCCCUCUGAACUCAGCCUUCCGCCAGACAAUAAAGAUACAGAAACGAAUGUCGCAAAUAAUUGCGGGGUUGCUAAUAUAGGACAUUUUAAUGGAGCCAUACAACCAGUGAAUGGAUCCUCUAAGGUAAAUACAUCGCAUCCUUGUUUAGAUUUAUGUAUCUAA
Messenger RNA from Protopolystoma xenopodis, 561 nucleotides. The record is from the annotation of a GenBank genome assembly. NCBI's taxonomy places the organism in Eukaryota, Metazoa, Platyhelminthes, Monogenea, Polystomatidea, Polystomatidae.